AUGUCGGAGAUGUCGGACAAACUUGAGACUCCGCAGCGCCGCGGUAAUCCUCAAAUGUCGAGGCUGAAAGCGUUGAAGAAGAAAAAGACCAAGAAAACGACGCCACGUUCGAAAAGAAAGUCACCCGGUGAAAAGAAAGUCAUAGUAACAAGUAAAGAUAAGAAAGGAAAUGGAAAAAUCGGUUCAGAGCUUGCUGUAUCGUUAUCCAAUUCCGAAGAACAAGAGGAUAAAAAACAAAGCAACGCCGAAAAUGCGUCCGACAUGAACAUUGCGAACAAGCCUUUCAUAUGGAAAGACAAUCGCGAAAAUGAGUUGGAGAUCCGUCUAGAAAAACUGAAUAAAAUUUUGUCAGAAAUCAAGGAGGAAAAGAUUCAAAAAAUAAGAGAAAGUGUGUCAAAAUGGGAAGCAAAAUACGAAAGACGGCUAAUGGAUCUGGAACUAUCGAUGUUGAACUUUGAGAAGAGAUGCAGGUACGACAAAGCCGAGCUGAACGAACAGAUUAGUCGCGUUGAAGAAAUGUCAGACAUGAAUACCGUGAUGAGGCAACGCAUUGAGAAAAGAUUAAUAGCGCAUGGAGUUGCGACACAAUCGGAACAUACUAAGCAGAAGAUCCUCACAGUGACUCUCAACAUGCUACGAGGAAUACUUUAUUAUGCGGCUCAAAUACGAGAUGCUUUCACGCCCAGAAAUCCGAAUUUCGUAAAAACAGACGACGAUAGUUCAACGAUGAGCAGCAUACAACCAAAAGAAGGAAACUUAACCUCGGGCGCUGUUGCGGUGCCAAGAGAAGACAGUUCAACCUCAAGUACUCCAAGGAAAGAAAAAGAAGACCUUUCAACACUGUGGCCAGUUGAAAAACCAAGUGAAGAAGGUUUAAAUGUAGCUGCAGCUGCAAAUAAGAAGCAAUGCACUUCAAUAACUCGUACUACUACAAAAUCAAAAGAAAAUGAUUUAUCAUCAAGCCCUGCCACAGAUCCCAAGGAAUAUAGCCAGGUAGCGAUAACUAGGUCGAAAUCAAGUGACGAUGUUUCAUUGCUAAACACUGAUUCAAAACGAAAGGAAGAUGCCUCAACUACUGGCACUUCUUCAAUGAAAGAAAGGCAUGCAUUAUCGCCAAACAUCACUUUAACACCGAAAGAUAGUUCAGUUAAAACAGCUAAGGAAUAG
Molecule: messenger RNA, 1167 nt
Organism: Necator americanus (New World hookworm)
Lineage: Eukaryota; Metazoa; Nematoda; Chromadorea; Rhabditida; Ancylostomatidae
Exons: 7
Coding region: 1-1167 (388 amino acids)
Source: RefSeq, a predicted model, not a curated record